Molecule: messenger RNA, 972 nt
Organism: Eutrema salsugineum
Lineage: Eukaryota; Viridiplantae; Streptophyta; Magnoliopsida; Brassicales; Brassicaceae
Product: putative F-box protein At1g50870
Exons: 1
Coding region: 1-972 (323 amino acids)
Molecular function (GO): protein binding
Source: RefSeq, a predicted model, not a curated record
AUGGAGAAACGAGAAGAAACAACUGAAGAAAUCCAAAGAAAAAGAAGAAGACAAAUUUUACUAUCUUUUCCUCUCGAUCUAACCUCAGAGAUACUCUCAAAGCUGCCUGCGAAAUAUGUCUUGAGGUUUAGUUGUGUUUCCAAGCUCUGGUCAUCAAUCACCACCGAUCCAUAUUUCAACAAAUCGUUCCAAACUCAGUCCUCAACACGUCCAAGUCUUUUAGUCUGCUUCAGAAGAGGAGCCACGUUGUUUGUCUUCUCAAUUCCGCAACAUCAUCAGAAAGAGCCUCAUUCUUCUUCUCGGCAUGUGGAUAUUUAUCACACGGCGUUCCCGAAAAACUGUUGCUUCUCCUUCACGGAAUCUGUCAACGGCUUGAUCUGCUUUCGAAAUCGAAAACUAGCAAAACCCGUGAUUUGGAACCCUACCAUGAGAAAGUUCUCAACCUUACCCAAACCAGAAAAGACGUGGAAGGAUAUAACAGUCUUUCCAGGAUACGAUCCUAUCAAGGGCAAACACAAACUAGUGUGUAUGCCUCGUAAGAAAACCUGCGACGAGAUUAGGGUUUUAACAUUGGGAUCAGCUAAAGAAUCAUGGAGAAGUAUCAAAACCAACCAUAAACAUUGUCCUUUAACUAGCCGUCACGGCCGAUGCAUCAACGGUGUUCUGUAUUAUGAAGCCUCCUUGCCUGAGCAUACAGAUAUUCCCAUUGUAAUGAGUUUUGAUGUCAAAUCUGAAAAGUUCAGUAUGAUACAGUUACCGUCGAACUUGGACAUCAUUGUUGGGGCUAAGCUGAUACCUUAUAAGGGGAGGUUAGCUUAUGUUCGGCAAAUAAAUAAUAGUAUUAAAUUGUGGGUUUUGGAGGAUGCAGAGAAACACGAGUGGUCGUUUAAACACUUUGCAGUUUGUACCUAUUAUGAUUGGAGAAAAUAUGUAUUUUCUGAACUAGCUGGUACAACUAGCUGGUACGACUGA